Molecule: messenger RNA, 804 nt
Organism: Somion occarium
Lineage: Eukaryota; Fungi; Basidiomycota; Agaricomycetes; Polyporales; Cerrenaceae
Source: the annotation of a GenBank genome assembly
GCUCCCCACAUUCCUAACCCUUCCAACGAUCGCACGACACAAUGGCAUACGGUGUACCCAUCGAUGAUGACUUCCUGCGCACGCUACCCGAGUACAAAAAUAAGACUACUCUGACGGCGAAGGAUCGCAGCACUGUCGCGCUCCAGCAGAAGUUCGUCUACAGAGACCAGGCUAUCAAGCGGCUCGAUGAGCUAAAGUCCGACUUCGGUGACGGCGUGUCAACUCUCUGCUUAGUCUACAAUGCCACCGGCGACACCAUCACUUGCCACGACACUCAGAGCUGGAAGGGGCACUUCUAUAAACAGUCUCCCGAAAAUUCGUUCGAGAAUGGACAAUGGUCCAUCUUCAUGCACGUCAAACCAAGCGUCCUGCCUGAAGGCUGCACAGGUGCUGUGAUAUAUAGAACGAAACAACAUGCGGAUGUCUUCUUGGGUUGGCAGAAUCCGUGGGCUCCGGGAUCCGAUACAAGCUGCUGGGCAGAAUGUCGCGCUUGGGAUCAUUGGUGGGGCACGGGUUCAAAGAGCUUUAUGGAGCAUCUACUCUAUGAUAAGGCUCAUUCCACUCAUGAAGAUUCAUCCAAUGGAUACAAAGCGAACAUCAGCAUAGGCGAUUCAACCACCUCAUACUGCGAAGCAGCCAUAUCCUUACUUUGAUUUUCUUCGCGGUAUCUCUCACCUGUUGUUUCCUAGUCCGUACGAUCUCAUCGCCCUAUGCCCAUCCCGAACAUACCAUUGCGAUGUUCCUAAGCACUCACGUAGUAAACAGAAAUAGCUUAACCCGCAACAAUAUAUUGUCAUACAUUCA